AUGCCUCUGCACCUGCUAGGCAAGAAGUCAUGGAACGUCUACAACGCCGCCAAUAUCGCCCGUGUCAAGGCGGACGAGGCCGCCGCUGCGGCGCGCGAAGCUGCCGAGGAGCAGCGCAUGCAAGAGCUUGAUGCGGAACGCAGAGCAGCCAUCCUGCGAGGGCGUACGCCUCCACCUCUGCCGGCAGACGUCGCCGACCAGGAACGCAAAGCAAGGAGAACAGAACGGGGACGGGACGGUCAUGAUCGCAAGCGUAGGCGCCUUGCGGGAGAGGAUGAUACGGACCGAGACAUACGCCUUGCACAGUCGAUGACGGGUCCCAAAGAUGAUGGAGAUCUGUCUGUCUUGAAGCUGCGGAAACCUGAGAAUGAGGCACCCCUGACGGAUCAUGCGGGCAAUAUCAACCUGUUUCCAGUGGACGUGAAGGAGGCUGUAAGGAGGGAAAAGAAUGCUGAAGCCGAGAAAGAAAAGAGCAAGAAAGAGCAAGCUUUUGAGGACCAAUAUACUAUGCGAUUGGCGAAUGCGGCUGGUAAAGGAAGCUCAGGACAGCCGUGGUAUCUCAACGGAAAUGCAGCCGCGCGGAGUGACAAGGACGAGGGUCCUGACAGAAGCUUACAAGUACCCGGAUUUUCAGAUAAAGAUGUCUGGGGGAAUGAAGACCCUGGGCGGAAGGAGAGGCAGAAGGCUCGCAUUGCGAGUAGCGAUCCUCUAGCUUUCAUGAACCAAGCGCAAAUACAGUUGAAGAAAUCGCGAGAGGACAGGAAGAAAUGGGCCGAGGAACGGGAGCGGGAGCUGAGGGAACUUCGAGCGGCGCAAGAGAGAGACGAACGGAGACACAGACACAGGAAGCGAAAGAGGCGGGAGGAAGGCGAUGCUGAGCCCGCUGCGGAAGAUGGAUAUUCUGAGCGGCGUAGCUCUUCGAAGUACGAACACCAUAGGCGGAGUCGCAGUCGAAGCCCAAGGAGAAGACAUGAAGGGAACGCCAGCCACCGUCAUGGUUCCAGACGUAGCCGCAGCCGAAGUCGCGAACGAGACCGCAAACUCAGACGCGCGUCCUCUCCGCGUUACCUGUAA
Molecule: messenger RNA, 1074 nt
Organism: Westerdykella ornata
Lineage: Eukaryota; Fungi; Ascomycota; Dothideomycetes; Pleosporales; Sporormiaceae
Exons: 3
Coding region: 1-1074 (357 amino acids)
Source: RefSeq, a predicted model, not a curated record